AUGGUUCUUUCACGCAAACACACAGGCCACAAGGUUGAAAUCGACUCACGAGCCUCUAUUACAACAGGCAAAGCCAAAAAGACUUCGAAAAAGAAUGCGGUUUUGAAGGAACAGAUACAGUCGUUGGGAGGAACUGCAGAAGAUUACGAGCUAGUGAGAGAUGCAGAUGAGGAUAUGGAUUCUGGCUCUAUUGCUACAGCACUUACAAAUGAGGUUUCCAAGUUUUUAGAAGGGUUGAACUUUAACCUUCCCGAACUACCGCAAGAGAGACCCGACCCCAAAUCCUCCAAAAAGCUUCCUCCUUCUAAAGCUGAGGUGCCCAGCAUUGUGGAGCCUUCCUCAAUCCCAAAAAUCAAGAAACCUGGUAAAGAACGCACGCGGAAGGAUACUCCAUCGAAGACGCCUUCUAAGGCUCCCGCUAUCGACGCGAAAUCCCAGACUGAGCUGGCAAACAAGGUCGUAUUCAAUCCUGCAUCACGUUUUAUUGUUCCUCCUGCUUCGCAGUGGUAUAAUGCCGUCUCGCGUCUGAACGUUGAAACCGCUCUACCGACUAUUACCCCUGCUCAACUCAAUUCUUUUCAUACUCGAGCUGCAGAACUUCAUACAGAGGAUAUGAAGACUUUUACUUCGUCAUCCUCCGGCAGCUCUUCUGCGUCAGAAGCAUCGUUCCUGUCGAAAAUAAUACAAUCGGGCACUCUUUCUGACCGACUGAGUGCUUUGACUCUGCUGGUUCAGAGUAGCCCCGUGCACAACUUGAAGGCAUUGGAGACGCUAAAAGGAAUGUCGGAACGAGGUAAAGGACAAGGAGGACGAGAGGAAAGUCUCAAAGCACUCCGAUGCGUAGUGGAUUGGUGGGUUGGCGGAGGUGCUCCUGAACGCAAACUAAAGUAUUUUCGCGACCAACCACUGCUACAUCCUGGUGUUACUGAUCAACAUUUGGUCCUUUGGUAUUUUGAAGACUGGUUAAAAAAAUAUUUCUUCUCGAUCCUCCAAAUUUUGGAGAAUCUUUCCCUUGAUCCUUUACCCUAUGUGCGCACUCAGACGCUCAACCUGAUCUUUAUCUUACUCCGCGAUAAACCCGAGCAAGAACAAAACUUACUUCGCCUGCUCGUGAACAAACUUGGCGACACAGACAAAUCCUUAUGCUCUCGAGCUUCAUAUCACAUUCUCCAGCUACUACAGCCACAUGCACCCAUGAAAGGCGUAGUUGUUCGGGAAAUAACUGCGCUAGUCCUCCGGCCUGCUGCACCAACUGCAGCAGCGACAAUGUUAGCAGCAGCGGCAUUCGCUGCCACAACGUCACAGCUUCAUGCGAACAUAGCUAGUCGAAAAAUCCGUUUCGCUGAAGACGACACACCCGCACCCACUGCUUCUUCAGCUACAGCAAAAAGCAAAGGAAAAGUGGCAACAACGGAGAAAAAGCAGGUCAAUGUUCACGCGCGGUACUAUGCCACCAUAACGUUCAACCAGAUAGUUUUGACUCCAGCUGACCGUGAUGUGGCUUUGAAAUUGAUUGACGUUUACUUUGAAAUGUUCAAAGAGUUGCUUGGGGAAGGGAAAAUUUCCGAAGAGGGCGGCGUUGUCGAAGAUGGAGAUGAGAUAGCAGAAGUCAAGACGGACAAGGACGGAAGAGUGUUUAAUGAUAAACAAAGUAAAGGAAAAGGAAAGGGCAAAAUCAAAGAAAUCAAAGGGGCAGCCGGAUUCGGGGAAAUCGAAGACGAGAAUUCAAAGCUCAUCUCUGCGAUCUUGACUGGAGUGAAUCGAGCCUUACCUUUUGCUAAAAUCGACGCAAAGGAUGUCGGUCUCCUCAAACACAUAGAUACCCUUUUCCUCAUUACCCACAAAUCUACCUUCAACAUUUCCCUCCAGGCUCUCUUGUUGAUUCAGCAUAUUGCAGCGUCUCUUACCUCUGGACCAUCUUCUUCGGCAUCCAUAUCAAAAUCCAUCGUUGACCGAUAUCACCGUACUCUUUAUGCGUCUUUGCACGAUGAGCGGCUUGCAUCGUCUUCGAAGCAGGCAAUGUAUCUGAACUUAUUAUUCAAAUCUAUCAAAACUGACGCUGGAAACCUUGAAAAUGAGCGGAUCAAGGCCCUGAUUAAACGAUUUGUACAGGUACUCGUAAGUGGGGGUAAUGGCGCAACGGAGUUCAUUGCAGGAGGAUUGUAUCUGCUUGGAGAGCUGUUCAGCACCAUACCUGGCUUAAGAAGCAUGGUCACUGAAGUUGCCAAACAAGAAGAGGAGCCCUACGAUUCCCGUAAACGGGACCCUCAAUAUGCUCACGCUUCUUCAUCUCCCCUCUGGGAACUGACCCCGCUUCUUCACCAUUACCAUCCUGCAAUAUCGCUGCAUGCUCGACAACUGCUUAGCUCGCAGCCAUUGACUGCCAGUGCCGAUCUUUCUCUAAACACCCUUUCACACUUCCUCGACCGAUUCGUGUAUAAAAAUGCCAAAAAGAUAUCUCCCGAUGCCACCAAGGGUAAGGGUGUCAGCGCUAUGCAGCCUUCUGCUAGCGGGAUCGAAGGGGUCAAGCUUAUAAAAGGAGAAUUAACCACCAGCGGCGACCUUUUGAUGAACGAAGAAAAGUUCUUAAAGAGACGGCCGGAGGACGUUCCCGUGGAUCAGCUAUUCUUCCACAAAUACUUCACAAGGAAAAAUGAACGCGUUAGAGAAAAACAUACGAAAUCAUCAAAUGAGGAUUCGGAGGUUGAUUCCGACGCUGACUCUGAUGGCGGAGGAGAAAUGGAUCUGACAGGAGACGAGGCAGAAAUAGCUAGAGAUAAAGAAGCUUCGGACGAAGAGGAAGAGGAGGGCAGCGAGCUUGACGAGGAGGAAGUAUGGAAGGCCAUGCAGGCUAGUAUGCCAAAAGUUCUUGCAGACGAUGACGAUCUCAUGAAUGAUUCCGAUGUUGAUCCCGACGGCGACGACUCGGACGAGCGUAGUUCCCUUAACGAUGAGGAUCUCCAAGACGAGGAUGUGGAAGAGGACUCGGAUAACGAGCUCUCUCUUGUAGAAGGCUCUGAUAACGAAGAUCUCAUAUCCUUAAACGACGACGGUUUAAUUGAGUAUGACGGUUCAGAUGCUGAAGUUGGCGAUGCCGAAGAAUGGGAUGGAAUCGGUAUCGAUAGUGCGAAGAGCAACAAGCGUAAGAGGAAUGAUGAAGAGAAAAAGAGAAGGAAGAAACUCAAAUCGCUACCAACAUUUGCGAGCUACGAGGAUUAUGCGAAGAUGAUCGAGGAUGGUCCCGAAGAUGAUAUAUAA
Messenger RNA from Lentinula edodes (shiitake mushroom), 3258 nucleotides. RefSeq names its product CBF/Mak21 family-domain-containing protein. The coding region runs from base 1 to 3258 and encodes 1085 amino acids. The transcript is spliced from 9 exons. The record is from RefSeq and is a predicted model, not a curated record. Lineage: Eukaryota; Fungi; Basidiomycota; Agaricomycetes; Agaricales; Omphalotaceae. Gene Ontology annotation, cellular component: nucleus.